UAUAAUAUUUUUAUUCUCCGUGUCGUGGCAACUCUGUUUUGAAGUCAACAAUCUCUGACGCCUUCACUUCACGGGCCUCAGUUGUUCGCGAUUCUUAGCGAUAAACACAAUUCUGAUAAUAAUGUCGUCGAAAACGAAAAGAAAAGAUGGAAAUAACAAAUUUGGACAACACGUUCGUACGAUCGAGGAUAUGGACGAGGACGAAGAUAUUAAAUCAGAAAUAGAAGCAAUGACAAAUUUAGAGUACAAUCUCCAUAGCGAUGUGCUGGAGGAAAUUCGGGGUGACUCUGUACCGGAGACACAGUUAUUCACGGUUAAAAAACCGCGAAAUCCUAAUCUCAAAGAGAACUCUAAUAAGCCGGGGACAAUGGAAAAGGUAUCGAAAUUCGAAAAUGAUAAUACAACAACGCAGACUUAUGUGCAAGGCGCGAGUGUCGACGAGUUGCAAGCUCUUAUCAGACAACCUGCAAUUACUUCUGAGGAUAAAUACAAAAUUUUGGACGCUCGAGAUCGUCUGAUGCGUGGGAGACAGGUUAAGUCACAGCAGCAUCUAUCAAUGGCAAAAGCAACUCGAGGCGUUUGUCCCGAUAUGUGCCCUGAAAAAGAACGUUUAAUGCGUGAAUUUCAACGCCAAGUUGCUUCUUACGAGCUCAUGGAUGGAGGUAACAGCGAAUAUCGAAUUAACCAUGAAACUGCAGUGAAACAGUAUUCACGAUCUUCCGCUGAUCAAGAAGAACCAUUGCCUCAAGAUCUUAGACCAGUGAGAUCGCUCAAAAUGACUAUGAGUUAUUUACUUCAUGAAAUUGCUGAUCUCUGUGAGCACAGCAGCACUAAUUUGGCCGAAUGGUUUCAUUUUCUUUGGGACAGAACCCGAGGAAUUAGGAAAGAUAUAACGCAACAAGAGCUUGGUUGCUUGGACAGCGUAGAACUGGUGGAACAAUGCGCUCGUUUCCACAUUGUUUGCGCCGAACGGCUUUGUGCAGAGGAACCUUCGGUGUUUGACAAGAAAAUAAAUACUGAAAAUUUGACUAAAUGCUUACAAACACUAAAAUACAUGUAUCAAGACCUUCGAAUAAAAGGCAUCGAAUGCAAAAAUGAGCCAGAGUUCAGGGCUUACAUAAUACUGCUUAAUCUGAACAACGGCAAUUUCAUGUGGGAUGUUCAAAGGCUUCCUAGCUCAGUGCAAAAAUCACCUCAAGUAAGAUUUGCCAUUGAGGUUUAUUCCUGUAUAGAAUCUAACAAUUAUGCCAAAUUCUUCCGACUCGUACGAGAAACGACUUAUACCAAUGCCUGCAUUUUGUUGCGCUACUUCAAUCAAGUUCGAGUCAGAGCUCUUUCUGUUAUGGUUAAAGCUUACUGCAGAACUUCCUCCAUGGCUUUCCCUCUUUAUGAACUCAUGGAUAUUCUUGGAUUUGAGGAUGAAAAUGAAGCUGUUUUGUUCUGCGAACAAGUAGGCUUGACUCUUUCCAACGACGAGCUACACAUUAUGCUCGACCGACGCAGCUUCCGACCAGUUUCCAACAUCGAACAAGGACGGGCUUCUAACUACGUCGAAGCAAAAAGAACUUCUGCCGGCAGCUCCAUCGGCCUCUGCAUCGCUGGACAAAAAAUGCCUGAGAAAUUGUACCGAGGUCAUCGGCCCCACGAUAGUUUUGACGCUCAUGGCUAUCUCAAGCCGGAAUCUAUCAAUGCUGCAGAUCAAAAUGUUAGCAAAGAAGAGCCUGACACACGUGACAAUGAUCCUUACGAAUACAUGGAAGAGGAUCUUCCGCAAUCGGUGAUUACUUUUUCACCACAGAAAUCAAAGAGAUUCCAAGAGACGAGCGAAGCUGAAACACCAAAAACGACGGCAAUUUCCAUCGCUGUCACAUCGACAGUAAAUUUUGCUUCGACUUCGACGAAGAGCACAGCUUCUCUGUUUCCUACUAAUGCGAAUUCACCCUUCGGGAAAGUUGAAAGUAAUUCAUCGGAAGCUGGAGUUCCUCGAACGAAAACAAUGUGGGAAUCGACAAUCAGCAAUUCGCCAAAAAAGAACGAAACUUUCACCAGCUUUGCUCAAACUGGUGAAAAUAAAUUUUUGAUUUCCAAAUUUUCGAUAGAUCCAACUCUCAACACCAAUGCAGACCAACGAGACAAUUCGCCUUUCAUAUCUGGGUCGAAAAUAUUCGGUAAUAAUACUCCCAAGGUACCGAACAUUUUUGCGAAACCGGCCGACGAUACAACGCUCGCUCCUAUGGGUAUUUUUGGGAAAACGAUCCGAGGAGGGAAUAUUUUUGGAAAUUCGACAACGAUCGCAACGUCCGUUUCCAGCUCGAAUGCUUCCGUGUUUUCACGACCAAGCACCGGCGCUUUUGGUGUGCCGCCGGAGGUGAGACCGCCGAUUUUCAGUGGUGGAACUGCUAAAUCGUCGGAGCCUCGGGAAGAAAUUCCAACUGAAAAAGAAAUUGCUCAAUUGAGAAAAGAAACGCUCCGUGCAAAACUCGAGCUCGAGAAGAAGGAAGCAGCUCGAAGAAUCGAACAAGAAACUAACGAAUCGUACGCUCAACUAGAGAAACAGCUUAUCGAGGAUGUGUGCAAAAGCAUGAUCCGCGAGGAGCUCGAUCGCGUCAAUUUAUACGAGGAUAUGAGCGAGAAAAUCCUCGCCGAGAUUCUCGACGAGUGCGUCAGCCAGGACUGCGUAAAUAUUUUGAAGCACGAAAUAUUGUUGGAUCGAAAAUUAGCACAAUUGGCAAAACGUACGAGAAGUCGCAUGAUUCUCAAGUAUUACAGAAUUUGGCGAGAUUUAACAAGAAGAAAAAGACAACAACGAGGAGCUCUCGAUCGCACUCCGGUUUGGUUGCAAAAGGUCAGUGUUGAGGAGUGCGCGAAAUCGCUCUAUCGAGAGCACCAACGAUUGGCGAUUGAAAAUAUGAGAAGAAAGCGAAUGAAAUUGAGCGAGGAAGACCACGAGCUUGAAUAUCUUGAGCCAGUAGAAUCUAAAAUUUACGAGGGCAUGAGAGAAAACGCGAGAAUGCUAGAAGUUCGUUUGCAGCCGAACAUCUACUGGAAAAUGCUUAUUUCCUGGCCACCGAUGGAGAACCGACCAAUUUUUUCGCGUUACCAGAAAAUAAUGAAGGAGUACAUUUGCCCGAGCGAUCGAGAUCGACUUUCCAUUGUCAAAUCUUAUCGACCAAAUUCUUAUGAGACGCUUCACAUGUGUAUUACCAAUUUGGAGGACUCGGACCUCAAAGAAGAGAGCCUCUCAGGCACCGAUGGUCUUUUAUUCGUCGCAACGAGUUGCGAAAAUACUCUGGACGUUGUUCAACGUCUCGAACGAACGAUUACUUCCAGACAAAAACUCAUGCCGAUUCCAGUAAUGGCCGUCGUUCUCGCUGAAGCACGCGUUUCUCCUCGUAACGUCAAACUUGAAAGUCGACUCGAUCGACUCCUCGAAACUGGUUACGUCUCCGAAUACGCCGUACAUUACGAAGAAAUCGUUGAUGAAAAAACAGUUUUGAAAUUGAUCCAAAAUGCUGUACUGUGGCUCACCGUCAAUAAAUCACCCCCUAUACCCUUGGAAAUGGACUACUUCGCGAGGGUUGUCGACGCGUGCUUGUCCGAGGAUCUUUGGCUCCGGAUACUCGGAGAUUCCUCAUUUAACGAGCACCUCGAAAACGCACUUCGAGACGUCGAGUUCGUGAUUGACCUGCACAACGAAGCCGUUGCUCACCUCAGCGACAUUUUCCUGGACCCCGAGUCUCUCGCCUACACGGAUUUUCCAGUUGAAUUCAAGGCUCUCCUUCCGAACGAGGAUCAACUACCCUGCGGAUACGAAAAGUUUGAUUCAACAUGGAAAACGCGAGAAAGAAGAAUUCGUUUAGAACAGGAUAUGGACGGAUUACUGUUGCCCAAGUGGACAUUUGGUUGGCCGAUCGAAGACGCGAUGGAGCUGGAAAAGUGUUACGUUCGCUAUUUCCGGGAAUGUUUUUCUGAGCUCUGCGCAACAGGCAACGUUUUUCUCAAUAUCAGCACAGCCGGUAAAACGAGUUUCGUGCAACUUUUACUCGAAAUACUGAAAGUGAAAAUAUCUCAUCUCGAGCCACGAGAAACGGUUGUUUAUAACAAAAAUCACGUGAGGCACUUCAGAAACUCACCGUGGUGGUUCAAAUCCAGCACGCUGACGACUUAUUACGAAAAACUUGGACGCAAUCGUCACACGGUCGUGCCAAGGCCCGACAAGAUCGUCGAUCAAACUACGGAACAAGAACAAUUGUUGGAACAAGAAAAAAUUCAUGACAUUGAAAAAGUCAUCAACGAGUAUGAAAUCGUCAGUCAACGAUUGACCGAUCACGUUCUUCUUUCACCUGCUUUUCGCAAUGAGAGAAAAAAGCACAUCUCUAAUUUGCGCGAUAUGUCGGAACAACUCGAAAAAUCUUUGGCAGAACAAAAAUCUCGUAGUCGAUUUUUGGACGAAAAAUUAGCUUUAGCUCUUGAAAAUUUUGAUGAGUUCAACGAUAUUCCUUAAAAAUGUACAAUAUUGAAGUUGGUGGUAUCGUUCGAAUUCACAGACAAUUCAAUUUUUUUUCAAUUUCUCAUCCCUCAAUAAAUUGCUAGACUUUUUUUAGCAAGUUUGUUUUAAAAAUUUAGAGAGCCACUAAAAAUUUUGCAAUUUUGCUGAUUUCCAAUAUUUAUUUGAAUAUUGAGAAAAAGUGCAACACAGACAAAUCGUGUUGCAAUUUAAGGAUGCAAACUUUAACGUUAUUAAUUGCAUUUCCAUUCGUACUCCAGUUGAUCAAGUAUGUACAUAACUGUAGAUAAUUUCUUUAUACAUUUUGAAAUAUUUUAAUAUAUAAACCAUUUUUUUCACAAA
Messenger RNA from Venturia canescens, 4849 nucleotides. RefSeq names its product RRM_XMAS2 and SAC3_GANP domain-containing protein xmas (gene xmas). Gene Ontology annotation, cellular component: transcription export complex 2; nucleus; cytoplasm. Gene Ontology annotation, biological process: mRNA export from nucleus. Lineage: Eukaryota; Metazoa; Arthropoda; Insecta; Hymenoptera; Ichneumonidae. The record is from RefSeq and is a predicted model, not a curated record. The transcript is spliced from 3 exons. The coding region runs from base 122 to 4504 and encodes 1460 amino acids.